UUGACGGAUAAAGCCAGUGUCAUUGGCUUCUCUCAACUUAACUCCAAUGCUUCAAAAUCGUAUCCUAUCAACUCUGCUUCUUCUACUGUUUAUCAUCCAUUUGCGCAUACAUAUAAUGUUCCAAAGCAAAAGAAGUAUUUUUUUCUUUUUCCACUAAAAUCCUUUCAUUUGAGGAAACCAUUGCCGGGACAAAGAAAGCCAUGCAACUGUACGAAAUCAAUGUGUCUGAAACUGUACUGCGAUUGUUUUGCUAACGGAGAAUUUUGUUUGGAUUGCAACUGCAAAGACUGUCAUAACAACCUGGAACAUGAUGCUGAUCGUUCAAAAGCUAUAAAGCAGUCAUUGGAAAGGAAUCCAAACGCUUUCAAACCAAAAAUAGGUGUAAAAAGUGGCAAGUUGGAUGCGGAAAGACUCCAUCAAAAAGGUUGUCAUUGCAAAAAGAGCGGAUGUCUUAAGAAUUACUGCGAAUGUUUCGAGGCAAAAGUCCCUUGCACAAGCCGCUGCAAAUGUCAGGGUUGCCAAAAUACUGAAGGGGACCCCCAUACUUUUUGCAUCUAUUUAAGGAUGAAUACAACCAGCUCAGCUUUGAUGAAUUUGGCACAUUCUUCGUCAUCUGUCACUACAGAAUCUCCAUCGACGCUAUCGGAUAAUGAUUCCGACACAGAGUCAUCACUUCGAAACGAUCCCAGAUCGUACCCAUGGUUCUAUAUGACGGACGAAGUUAUUGAGGCUGCAACACUGUGUCUCGUUGCACAGGCUGAAGAAUCGGUAGGCAAAUAUAAUGUUGUUGAAGAGAUGGAACGCAUGGUUUUGGGAGAGUUUGGAAGGUGUUUGCAAGAAAUUAUAUCAAAUCAACAUUUCACAGGCUGUGCUUUCUGUGGUGAACUGAGUAGAGGACCUUCCACUUUGACCACCUGA
Cylicostephanus goldi is the source of this 918-nucleotide messenger RNA. NCBI's taxonomy places the organism in Eukaryota, Metazoa, Nematoda, Chromadorea, Rhabditida, Strongylidae. The record is from the annotation of a GenBank genome assembly.